Messenger RNA from Guillardia theta CCMP2712, 861 nucleotides. RefSeq lists its product as hypothetical. The record is from RefSeq and is a predicted model, not a curated record. Lineage: Eukaryota; Cryptophyceae; Pyrenomonadales; Geminigeraceae. Bases 1 to 861 code for a protein of 286 amino acids. The transcript is spliced from 4 exons.
AUGUCGUUCCUGUGCUGUGCCUGCAUAGAUCAAAGUCAGAGAGGUAUCGUCCAGUCCUGCGGCAAGUUCUCUCACAUCCUCGACCCGGGAUGUAGCAUCAUCCUGUGGCCCAUCCAGACUGUCGACGGAGUCAGCAUCAAGGUGACGCAGAUCGACGUCAACACCAACACCAAGACCAAGGACAACGUGACGGUGACUGUGACGUGCGCGAUCCAGUACUCGGUGAACCCGUUGGAGUGCGACCAGUACUACUUCAAGCUCCACAACCCGCACAUGCAGAUCACAGCCUACGUCGAUGACUGCAUCCGCUCUCAGAUCCCGACGAUGACGCUAGACGAGUCUUUCGAGGCCAAGGAGUCGAUGGCGAACGCGGUGAAGGCGCAAGUCGCGUCUUCCAUGAAGCCGUAUGGCAUCGAAGUGCACCAAGCGCUCAUCACCAACAUGCAGCCAGACUCCACGGUGAUGAAGGCCAUGAACCAGAUCAACGCGGCUAGGAGGAACCGAGAGGCUGCGAUCGAGAAGGCAGAGGCAGAGAAGAUCCUGCAAGUGCGAGCAGCAGAGGCGGACGCGGAGGCGAAGCAUCUGUCAGGCAAGGGUACUGCGAUGAUGAGGCAGGCGAUCACGGAUGGCUUCAAGAACAGCAUCGAGUCGAUGCAGGAAUCGUGCGGGCUUGAGCCACGAGAGGUGGUGCACAUGAUGCUUGUGACGCAGUACUUGGAUGUGUUGAAGGAGUUCGCACAUUCAGGUAGGCGGGCAACGAUGGUCGUUCCUCACGGGCCUUCCGCUGUUGGGGACAUGGAGCAGCAAGUUCGGAAUGGCUUCAUGCAAGCGCAGAUGAUGAACCCUAACAGCAUGCAUUGA